AGUGUUCUACAGCUAAGCAAAGACUACAGACUUAUCAGUUAAUUAAAUAUUAAAUAUUUUAGUUAGAAGCGCUAAUUAUAGAAAAUAAUACAAAAUGCUUUACGGAGUGAGAUUAAAAAUGAUUUUUUGUUUAUUAAAAAUAUUAAGUAUUUUUAUUGUAAACAAUGCUGAAGCCAAAAUAAAGCAACCAACAUCACCACAUAUUAUAAUGAUCUUAGCGGAUGAUAUGGGUUUCGAUGAUGUUAGUUUUCGUGGUGCAAAAGAAUUUCUAACACCCAAUAUUGAUGCCUUAGCCUAUCAUGGUAGAAUAUUAGAUCGUCUAUACGCGCCAUCAAUGUGUACGCCAUCAAGAAGUGCACUACUUACAGGAAAAUAUCCCAUACAUACAGGUACCCAACAUUUUGUCAUUAGCAAUGAAGAACCAUGGGGAUUAUCAACGAAUGUUACAACAGCAGCAGAAAUAUUUAAAAAAGCUGGAUAUGCCACAAAUUUAGUUGGGAAAUGGCAUUUGGGCUUUGCUAAAACGGAAUAUACACCAACAUAUAGAGGAUUUGAUUACCAUUAUGGUUAUUGGGGUGGAUUUAUAGACUAUUAUCAGCGCAGAUCAAAAAUGCCAGUUCCAAACUAUAAUAUGGGGUAUGAUUUCCGUCGCAAUUUGAAUUUAGAAUGCGAUAAACUAGAUACAUAUGUAACUGACUUAUUUACUAAUGAAGCCGAGCGUAUUAUCAUUAACAAUAAAAAUACAAAGCCGUUGUUUCUAUUGGUUAAUCAUUUGGCACCUCAUUCAGGCAAUGAGGAUAAUCCGCUGCAAGCACCGGCAGAGGAGAUAAGAAAAUUUAAGCAUAUUAAAGACCCUAAUCGCAGAAUAUAUGCAGCUAUGAUUUCAAAAUUGGAUGAGAGCGUAGGUCGUAUAACAGCUGCUUUGGAACGUGCAAAUAUGUUAGAGAAUUCUAUUAUAAUAUUUUACUCAGAUAAUGGCGCGCCAUCAGUAGGUUUAUUUUCUAACACCGGCAAAAAUUGGCCAUUAAGAGGACAAAAAAAUACGCCAUGGGAAGGAGGAGUGCGAGUUGCAGGUGCCAUUUGGAGUCCAUUAAUUGAAGCACGUGCAAGUAUUUUCAAACAGCCUAUAUAUGUUGGUGAUUGGUUGCCUACUUUAGCUGAAGCUGCAGAUGUCGAAUUACCAAAGGACUUUGAACUGGAUGGCAUAAGUUUAUGGUCUGAGCUAAAAAAUGAUAAUACAGAGACAAAUUACAAAGAGCGCGAAAUAGUACAUAAUUUGGAUGAUAUAUGGAAUGUAGUUUCAUAUAUGCGUGGACCAUGGAAAUAUAUUAAUGGCACAACAUCGAAUGGUGCUUAUGACAAUCUAAUAACUUAUCGCGAAGAAUACGACGUUGAUCCAAGAGAACUACGUUAUGUUGUGGAAGUGAGAAACUCAGCUACGUCAAAAGCAUUAAGAAAAUAUGAUAAAUAUCGACUGACGAUGUAUAGAAUUGAGCAAUUACGUGAUAAGGCCGCUGUAAAAUGUGGUAAUCUGCAACGAAGUUGUAAUGCGCUACUUGAGGAAUGUCUUUUUAAUUUAAACGAUGAUCCGUGUGAGCAAAAUAAUUUAGUUUGGGAUACUGCUUAUAAGAACAUAUUAAAUGAUAUGCGUGAAAGUGUAGAAAGUUAUCGUAAAUGCGCUACUAAACCAGGCAAUUUACCGGGACAAUUGGAAUAUGAUCCAAGUAGACAUAAUUGUGCAUGGACAAACUUUCUAGAAGAAGCACCAACAAAUAAUACCCUGGAUUGUGGAUAUCAUGGACCUCCUUGUCUCGAAACAACUGAUGUAGGAGGUAGAAACUCUAUAAUACAUAUAAAUAAAUUUAUAUAAAAUUUUUUAUAGCUUUAAAAUGCACUAAUAAAUAUUAUUUAA
This is a messenger RNA of Teleopsis dalmanni, 1912 nucleotides long. Its product is annotated as arylsulfatase B-like. The transcript has 7 exons. Lineage: Eukaryota; Metazoa; Arthropoda; Insecta; Diptera; Diopsidae. The record is from RefSeq and is a predicted model, not a curated record. Bases 95 to 1870 code for a protein of 591 amino acids.